ACAAGAAAACUGGUUGAAGCAGUUUCUCGUUUUCAUGCGCCAUUUGUCCUGAAAUGCUAGAGGUGAUUUGAAUGGGGACGGUGUACCGUUUACUUUAAACAUUGUCACAAGUUUUUGUGCUAAUCAUUCUUUCUGAGAAACUAUAAUUCGAUAGGUUAGACAUAUUCUUCUUUCAGGCUGGAUGAGAUGGGUGCUCUUCGUCGGAAGUUAUUGGUGAAACACGAAAUUUGGCGCCUAGUAACAUCUCCAUGGUUGCAUGCAGGGAUGUUCAGCCUGAUUAUAAACCUUUCAGGUGUUAUCUUCAUAGGCCUGCAAUUAGAACGAGAGUUUGGAUCCUUGAGGAUUGGGAUGAUCUACUUAUGCUCAGGUUUUACUGGUAGUUUGAUGUCUGCGCUUUUCGUUCAAGAUAUCCCAGAAGUUGGGUCUUCUGGUGCUUUAUUCGGAUUACUUGGCGCGAUGCUCUCAGGACUUAUCAGGAAUUGGAAAUUUUAUAGUGACAAGUUCACAGCUCUGGUAGUACUGUGUUUGGCAGCAACUAUAAAUUUUUCUCUUGGCGUGUUGCCUCACGUGGACAAUUUUUCAAAUGUUGGGGGAUUUGUCUCUGGAUUUCUUCUAGGAUUUGUACUGUUCUUUGACCCUCGUCUUGAACAAGUGCCUCUAAAUAAAAAAGGUCUAUUUGAAUACAAGGAAAAGAGUUCAAUGAAGUUGAUGAACUUCAAGCAGAAAUUGGAUAAGCCAGUGCUGAGGAGUAUCUCUCUCGUUCUGUUUGCGCUUAUUGUUACUGGAUGUGUUGUUGCAGUACUACAUGGAGAGAACUUGAAUAACCAAUGUAGCUGGUGCCAUUAUGUUAACUGCAUUCCUUCCGAAAGGUGGAGCUGUAAUGUGAAAGCUUCGCUGCCGUGCGAGGUCAGGAAAACUGCUAACCAAUCGAUUCUGACAUGUAAAAGUAACGGCAAGUCCAGGGUGUACACUUUCACAAACUUAUCAGAGGCGAGGAUAAGGGACCUGUGCAGUGAGAUAUGCUACUAAGCCUGUUGAACAUUGUAUGAUAUAUGUUGUCAUGACAGGUGUUGUGCUUUAGAAACUGAAAAAAUGGGUGGGAUUUCUUUUUUUUGUUUGAAGGGGGGAAGUGUCACAAUGGUGAGAUCGAUACAUAUAGGCAAUCCGUGUAGAAAAAAAAAGGUUUCGUUUUAAACCUGUAAAUGUAAUUACUGAAUUGUUUGCUCAAGAAUUUGUGAAUUACUGAAUUUAGCUUUAGAAAACUUUUUAUUGCCAA
This is a messenger RNA of Papaver somniferum (opium poppy), 1276 nucleotides long. RefSeq names its product RHOMBOID-like protein 8. Bases 187 to 1029 code for a protein of 280 amino acids. The transcript is spliced from 5 exons. Gene Ontology annotation, biological process: proteolysis. Gene Ontology annotation, cellular component: membrane. NCBI's taxonomy places the organism in Eukaryota, Viridiplantae, Streptophyta, Magnoliopsida, Ranunculales, Papaveraceae. Gene Ontology annotation, molecular function: serine-type endopeptidase activity. The record is from RefSeq and is a predicted model, not a curated record.